CAAUGAUCAGAUAUGCUUCUCGUUUAGUGAGAUAAUUCUCUUCUAAAAUAGUAGAAAAUUAAUAUUAAUAUAGGAUGAAAUUCUUGAAAUUGGAGAAAUAGCAAAAACAAAAGGAAUUUUAACAAUAUGUCCAACUCCGAUUGGAAAUUUGAAAGACUGGAGUUCAAGAUAGAAUUUAACAAUAUUUGGAGUAGAUGUAAUAGCUUGUUAAGAUAUAAAUUAAACUGGAUUCUUUAUAAAGAGUAUUAGGAAUUAAGAAGGAGAUACUUAACAAUAGGUUGUUCCAUUUGAUUUUUAGGAAUGUGAUUUAGAUGAAGAUGAUAUUCAAAUAUAAGAAAUAAUAUUUAAAUCAACUAAUGAAUUGAAAGAGUAUUAAAGUUAAUAGUAUUUAGAAAAUUACCAGAAUUAAACAAGGAGUUUAUAACAUCUACAGAUUUUAAGUUUUAUAAGUAGAAGAAAUUAGAAGAAUUAAAAGAGUAAUAAGUUUAGGGAUCAAAAUUAUAAAAAGAAUUGCAAGAAGAUGAUGAAAUUAAUCCAUUUGAAUUUGAAGUAUAUGGAUUGAGUGCACCAUUAAUGAUGUAUUUAAGAAAUAAAGUAGCCUAAGCUAAGAAGAAGAAAGGCAGAGGAUUAAUAAUAGGUUGUAGUAACUUUAAUGAUGAAAAAAAAGUAGAAAGAUUAAUAGCAAUGAUGAAGAUGGGUUUAAAUGUAGCAUUAGUUUGUGAUAGUGGAACUCCAGGAGUGUCAGAUAAUGGAUAUAAGUUUGUGACUAAAUGCAUAGAUAGAAAUAUUUAAAUUGAAGUAUUACCAGGAGCAAGUGCAAUUUCUGUAGGAUUAAGUGCUUGUGGAUUUCCUGCAGAUAAUUUUACUUUUUUGGGUGUUUAUUCGAUUUAGGAUAAAAAUAAAGAUGUAUUAUCUUUGUAUAAGAAACAACCAUAAACAAUAGUUUUAUUUGAGUCUCCUAAUAGAAUUCAUUAAACCUUAUUGAGAAUAGAGGAGAUAUUUGGCGAAAAUCAAUAAAUAUGGAUUGGAUUUGAAUUAACAAAGUAAAAUGAAAAAAAGAUUAGAGGGAAAUGCAGAGAGGUUUAUGAAUAAUUAACAGAUCCUAAAGUGGUUACAGCUUCUUAAUUAAAGGGAGAAAUAACAAUAAUUAUUAGUCCUUAUACUGCUUAGUAUAAUGAAGAGUUAAGAGCUUAAUAAAUAUUGUAAGAAUAGAAAAAGAGUGAUAAAAAAGAGUCAAAUAAUGAGGAAUAAUAGAAAAUGGUAAAGAGAGUGGAAUGUUUACAUGUAGCAAGAGUAUUUGGAGACAAGAUUAAGGAUAAUGAUAAUGAUUUAAAUGAAAUUUUAUAGAAGGCAUUAAAUAUAUCAAAAUAGAGAGCAAGUUAAUUAGUUUAAUAGAUAAGAGAAUCAUAAAAGAAUGAAGAGGAUGUAAACAAAAUAAGGGAGAGUUUGGGAAUUGAAAAUAGAUUUAAGAAAUGAUAAUAGAAUGUUAUGAUUUGUAGAUUAGUAUUAUAAGUUAGAAAUAAAA
Molecule: messenger RNA, 1525 nt
Organism: Paramecium sonneborni
Lineage: Eukaryota; Ciliophora; Oligohymenophorea; Peniculida; Parameciidae
Source: the annotation of a GenBank genome assembly